Hippopotamus amphibius kiboko is the source of this 2582-nucleotide messenger RNA. RefSeq names its product nucleoporin 85 (gene NUP85). Gene Ontology annotation, molecular function: structural constituent of nuclear pore. The record is from RefSeq and is a predicted model, not a curated record. Bases 599 to 2503 code for a protein of 634 amino acids. The transcript has 20 exons. Gene Ontology annotation, cellular component: nuclear pore outer ring. Gene Ontology annotation, biological process: protein import into nucleus; positive regulation of DNA-templated transcription; mRNA export from nucleus. NCBI's taxonomy places the organism in Eukaryota, Metazoa, Chordata, Mammalia, Artiodactyla, Hippopotamidae.
GAGGAUGGGGGAGCCCAAAUCAAAGCCCCAGCACGAGGUUCUGGGGAAAUAACCUCUCAUUCGGUGGCCCACAUGCAGCUUUCCUCAGGGUGUGAGGAACAUCACGCUUCCUCUCAGUCAGCCUCUCUUCCCUCAAAUUUUAAAGCUUCAGCCUCAACCCGCUUCCCACCGAGCUCUUGCCUUAGUGCAGGGACUACUUCCGUCCUGCUGGAAACCCUGUGCUUUGACUAGCUGAGGAAAAAGGUUCAUCCUACAAACUCCUUACUCAUGGCCUGGCUCCCAACCUCCAAGAGGAGACAGAAUCCAUCAGAGAGGAGUACCGGAUACCAAGCAUCCAAAUCAAUCGAUCAUUUCUUCCUUCAAUCCGGUUCAGAAAUAGAAGUAGGUCCCUCCUGUCUUAAGAGCAACCCUGACAUCUGUGCAGUGGAUCUCUCCCACCUUUCUCGCGUCUGAAAUCUUAGUACCCCAACCACGGAUCGGACACAGGCCCCCAGCAGUGAAAGCACCGAGCCCUAACCACUGGACCACCAGGGAGUUCCCUGUAUCAUUUUUUUAGAUUACGCAUUUGAUUCCAGGAGUGAAUUCUCAGAAUAAGCAAAUGUGUUUUGACUGGGGUCCAGGGGAGAUGCUGGUGUGUGAAACCUCUUUCAACAAAAAAGAAGAAUCAGAGAUGGUGCCCGGUUGCCCCUUUAUCCACAUAAUCCGAAAGAAUGAAGAUAUAUACUCUCACAUCCUGAGAAAACUCUUCAAUGAAUCACAUGGAAUCUUUGUGGGCCUCCAGAGAAUUGAAGAAGAGUUGACUGGAAAAUCCAGAAAAGCUCAAUUGGUUCGAGUGAGUAAAAACUACCGAUCAGUCAUAAGAGCAUGCAUGGAGGAAAUGCAUCAGGUUGCAAUUGCUGCUAAAGAUCCAGCCACUUGCCGCCAGGUUAGCAGCCAGGUCUCCAGUUUGUCGGCAAUGGAGCUCAUUUGGAACCUUUGUGAGAUUCUUUUUAUUGAAGUAGCCCCAGCUGGCCCUCUUCUCCUUCACCUCCUUGACUGGGUCCGACUACACGUGUGUGAGGUGGACAAUUUGUCGGCAGAUGUUCUGGGCAGUGAGAAUCCAAGCAAACAUGAGAGCUUCUGGAACUUGGUGACCGUCUUGGUGCUGCAGGGCCGGCUGGAUGAGGCCCGACAGAUGCUCUCGAAGGAAGCUGAUGCCAACCCGCCCUCUGCGGGCAUGUGCCGAGUCCUCGGGGACCUGAUGCGGACACUGCCCGUUCUCAGCCCUGGUAACACUCAGACGCUAACAGAGCUGGAGCUGAAGUGGCAGCACUGGCAUGAGGAAUGUGAGCGGCACCUCCAGGACGGCACGUUUGCCUCCAGUCCUCACCUCGAGUCUCUCUGCAAGAUCAUGCUGGGAGAUGAAGCUGCCCUGUUGGAGCAGAAGGAGCUUCUGAGUAACUGGUAUCAUUUCCUAGUGACCCGGCUCCUAUACUCUCACCCCACAGUGAAGCCCAUGGAUCUGCAAUUCUAUGCCCAGUCCAGCCUUGACCUGUUUCUGGGAGGUGAGAGCAGCCCAGAGCCCCUGGACAACAUCUUGAUGGCAGCCUUUGAGUUUGACAUCCACCAAGUGAUCAAGGAGUGCAGCAUCGCCCUGAGCAACUGGUGGUUUGUGGCCCAUCUGACAGACCUGCUGGAUCACUGCAAACUCCUGCAGUCGCACAACCUCUACUUCGGAUCCAACAUGAGAGAGUUCCUCCUCCUGGAAUACGCCUCAGGGCUCUUCGCUCACCACAGCCUGUGGCAGCUGGGGGUGGAUUACUGUGACUGCUGCCCUGAGCUGGGCCGAGUUUCCCUGGAGCUGCACAUUGAGCGGAUCCCUCUGAGCACGGAGCAGAAGGCCCUCAAGGUGCUGCGGGUUUGCGAGCAGCGGCAGAUGACUGAGCAAGUUCGCAGCAUUUGUAAGAUCUUGGCCAUGAAAGCUGUCCGCAACAACCGCCUGGGCUCUGCCCUCUCCUGGAGCAUUCGAGCCAAAGAUGCCGCCUUUGCCACGCUAGUGUCAGACAGGUUCCUCAGGGAUUACUGUGAGCGAGGCUGCUUUUCUGAUUUGGAUCUCAUUGACAACCUGGGGCCAGCCAUGAUGCUCAGUGAUCGACUGACGUUCCUGGGCAAGUACCGCGAGUUCCAUCGGUUAUACGGGGAGAAGCGUUUUGUUGAUGCUGCUUCUCUUCUCCUGUCAUUGAUGACGUCCCAGAUUGCCCCCCGGUCUUUCUGGAUGACACUCCUAACAGACGCCCUGCCCCUUUUGGAACAGAAACAGGUGAUUUUUUCAGCAGAGCAAACAUAUGAGCUGAUGAGAUGUCUGGAGGACCUGACCUCAGGAAGACCAGUGCGUGGAGAGCCUGAGGCCCAGCAACUCCAGGAUGAUGACGUAGAGACGACCAAGGUGGAAAUGCUGAGACUUGCUCUUGCACGAAAUCUUGCUCGGUCAAUUAUAAAAGAAGGCUCGUUGGAAGGUUCCUGAGGCUGGCUCCAACAUGUAUCUUUGUAAGGCAAUGUAUAUACAUUUUUAAAAGAAUAAAUGUUUUCUUUUGCAAAUAUAA